AUGUUGAUCAACACGUUUCUAGACACGGAAGAUUUCGUGCAUUUAUAUUACCCUGAGGAUGAGCCACCCGCGGCUCAAGGGUGUGGUGCUGGUGCUCGCAUGGCCUCCAAAUACCCCCCGAGACCACCAUCUCCGGAUUACAAGGAGGUGGCAGCUGCAGCGUCCAGCGAGAUGAGCGAACGCGAGCGGUACCGGGCUCCGCCCCCACCAGAGCCUCCACCACAUCGCGUCCGCGCAGCAGACCUCUAUCCCCGCCUUCGUACGCACUACGAUGAACCCGGGCUGCACCCCGGCUUCGCUCCUAUUUGCGGAGAAUUCGUCCAGUGGGUGGGUCGGACGUCUGAUGGCGGCACGAUUGCAAUGUCAAACUAUCGGGUACACCUGCAGGCCCGCCGUCGGAAUGGACCCGGUUCGUCAGUCCCGCUACGACUUAUCGACGCACUGGAGAUCAAGGAUCUGCUCACCCUCAUUAUUCUAUGCAAACACGGCAGACAGCUCAAAUUUACAUUCAACACCAGCGAGCAAUGCCUAGAAUGGUGGAGGCGACUGAGUACGUCCGUGGCACCCAUUACGUCGUUACAAGAGAUAUUUGCGGCCGCUUACGCUGCGUGGGCGAAGGAACAACCACCUUCCUCGGUGCACAGAGCUUUGAUGAGGGCAUCGCAGGCUCCACAGAGGCACUGGUUCGGACCCGAGUUGGAAAGACUCGGGUUUUCGACAAAUGGUCCGUGGCGUGUAACAGCAGUAAACGCAGAGUAUAAACUGUGCUCCUCUUAUCCGCCUUUGCUCAUUGUUCCCGCUUCUAUAGGCGACGAGCAGCUCGAAUCUGUAGCACGGUUUCGUACAAUGCGUCGUGUACCGGCUGUCGUUUGGCGUCACCGUGGUUCUGGCGCUGUCAUAGCACGUUCAUCACAACCCGAGGUGGGCUGGUUCGGCUGGAGGUCCAGCGAGGAUGAAGGAUUACUCGCUGCAUUCGUUAGCGCUUGCAACGCGGAUAGGGCUACUCCUAAUAAGCAACUCAAACUGUUGAUUGUGGAUGCGAGAUCUUUCACGUCCGCCGUGACGAAUCGCGCCCGUGGGGGUGGAUCCGAGUGCGCACAAUACUAUCCCGACGCGGACAUCCAGUUCAUGAGCCUCCCAAACAUACACAACGUGCGCAAGAGUUUCCAGCAGAUGCGCGAAUUGGUGGCGGAACCCGAUUUGACUAACUGGCACAGCAACUUGGAGCGGACAUUAUGGCUGCAGUGCUUGUCGGGUCUACUUCGGAGUGCAGUGGUUGUGGCACGAGCGGUUGCGUCGGGCCGACCAGUUCUGGUGCACUGUUCGGAUGGGUGGGAUCGAACACCACAGUUAGUCGCCACUGCGCAGCUGUUGCUGGAUCCUUACUAUCGGACACUUCACGGAUUUCGGGUGCUAAUCGAACGUGAAUGGUUAGACUUUGGACACAAGUUCGCUGAGCGCUGCGGACACCAAGUGGGCGGGGACGACCCUAACGAGCGUUCACCUAUAUUCCUGCAGUGGUUACAUAUUAUCUAUCAACUCAUGCUACAGUUCCCCUGCGCUUUCCAAUUCAACGAAGCUUAUUUGAUCAAAUUGGCGACUCACGUGCAUUCGUGCAUGUUCGGCACGUUCCUGUGCAACAGCAGACGCGAGCGCGCGUUGGCCGGCGACCCAGGGCCGCACGUUUGGCAGUUACUGGUCGCGCCCGCGUACCGCAACCAUCUAUACGUCCACGAUCAGGAAGAAUUAUUGCCAGACUGCAGUAUAAGUUCUAUGCAAGUGUGGUGGGGAUUGGUGGGCGGAGACGGAACCCGUGAACCGUCUCUUGAACCUGCCCCCGUGCUCAGGACAAGUCCUUUACCCCAUAAUGGUUUAAUGACGAAAACGCGAUCCUGUGAUAAUCUUUUAAAUGAAGGAGAGAAACGGACAGCACAGCGACGCUGCAGUGAUCCCAAUAUUGCACCUGACAUUAUCAAGCUGUUAGCAAUGAAUGGCAAAGCUAACGAUGAACGAGUUUCUACUGAAUGUGAGACCGCUCUUUCUGACAGCUGUGUGGACGCGUUGCCGCCAGCUAACAUCGAACACACGACCCACGCCGAUUUAGAGGAGCAGGUAGAACUACACACGGACCACUUUAUGAGCCAAUCGCGCGACAUCGCUAGCAACUCGUCGUCGCUGGAGCGAGAACUGGCGCUAGUCACCGACAAGCCCGAAGCCAGCGCCCUGCUCAACGAGAUCAUCGGUGAUGUAGGUGUAGCUAGUGACGUAGGCGUAGAUGUGACUGACAGUGGCUCUCCAGACGCCACUGAAGAUAGAAAUGUUUUCGAUCUCUACACAGACGUUAUAGAAAUGGCUGAUACAUCAAGAGAAGCACGGACAAGGAACAUAAGCAUCACAUGGAGAUCUAUAUCCGAAUCAAGCAAUCAGUCUUCCACCGGCUUUGAUAUACCAGAGAACUCGCCGCAGAAUCGGUUGGAACCUGCCGCCGCACGUUUAGAACAAGCCAUCGAUAACAGAAGUUCCUCCGAAAGAGACACGCCCACCACUGACAAUAGAAACUCUUCGGACAGAGACACUCCGGUCAUAGACAACCACAAUUCCACCGAGGGCGACAUAGCCAACCAUAAUGUAGUGAAUGGUAAUACGAACCACAACCGAGAAAACGGUGUGAGCAACGGAGACGUCAACGGAAUAGUUGACAUUACUGCUAAGUUUUUAGAAGUCGAAUUGAAUGGUGUUGUAUCAUCAAGUGGCGCUAGCUCUGAAAGCGAUGGUGAACGUGCCGAAACGGCUGCAGCAGCGGGUGUCUCAUCUGCCACGGGAUCGCGUGUGCCCAGUCAACUUACUUUGUGUCCCGCCUCUCCACGCCGCGCUGCCCAUUGUCAUUGCGCUACAGCUUCGAUAUUAAAUGGUGCGUGCUGGUGCGGAGUUUGCGAGACUUCUGGUGGUAUGGGAGCGGCUGCGGGUGCUGGCGAGGCGUGGCGCAGCGCGCGUUGUGUGUGCGGCGCUGGCUCACGCGCAGACAGGGAUUGCGCUGACGGAUUACCACCUGCUGAGGAACCCGUGCAAGCUCGUCUUCACCAGAUCAUACUUUAUCAAAAGAAAGUGGUAGAAGAACUGAGUGGACAGCUUCGUUCAGCACGUGAGGCGCUAAGACGGGCCUCACCGCCCGCCCCUCAUACCACUCACGAUCCGCCUACACCUGAACCACUACGGACAGCCGCAGCGAGCAGCGGAGGCGGCAGUAGUGGUGGUAGCAGUAGCAGUGGUAGCGCCUCUGAAAUAGAAGUAGGUGAGGAGGCCCGCGGGGUUCUAUGGCUACCAGACAGCGCCGCGCCUCGGUGCCAACAUUGCCGUAACCAGUUCUGGCUUGCGCGUCGCCGACAUCACUGCAGACGAUGCGGCGGUAUAUUCUGCGGUUCCUGCUCCGAGAUGAGCUCUUGGGGCGAGAUAGGCUCCGUGCGGGUGUGUCGCCGUUGCAGGACGCUCCGGUGA
Messenger RNA from Leptosia nina, 3495 nucleotides. The record is from the annotation of a GenBank genome assembly. Lineage: Eukaryota; Metazoa; Arthropoda; Insecta; Lepidoptera; Pieridae.